AUGCGCUUGGCUGCUUCAUCGAGCAGAUCUAUUCUGUCGUUCUCGUCAGCUUUCUCAGCAAGAUCCUUCUCUCGCUCGGCCCUCGUGUUGGAACCCAAGAAGCCGUCGAUCAAGGCCAUCGCCGAGCUGCGCAAGCUCGUGCCGGGAACCAGCAUGCUCAAGGCGAAAGAGGCGCUACUUGCAUCUCGUCCCUCUGGUUUGCCGGAUGAGGACUCGAUCGAGCUGGCACUCGAAUGGCUCGAAACCGAUCGCAAGAAGUCCGGUGCCAAGAAGGCAGACAAGGUGGCCAGCAGGCAGGCCCGCGAAGGUGUCGUCGCGGUCACCAUCCUUUCUGACGGUCUGCCAAGCUCUGUCGAGCUCAAAGGUCAACUCAAAGAGGAAGCAAAGAGUGCUGGGAUCGGUGCGACCAGUGCGGCUUCCGGAGGUAUCGUUGAGGUCAACUGCGAAACCGACUUUGUGGCCAAGAACGAGGUCUUUUCCCACCUGGUCAAGGAUAUCGUCCACACCGUCGCCCUGUUUCCGACGCUGACGGUGGAGAGCCAAUCGCAAGGAGGCUUGAUGGAGGUAUCGGUCGACCAGCUGUUGACCUUCCCAUUGCUGCCUAGCUCGCCAGAGGCCACUGGAUCGAGUGUCGCACCCAAGACCGUUGGCUCUGCCAUCAUUGACGUGGUGUCCCGUCUCGGCGAGAAGAUCUCGAUCGCCCGAGCAGCCGCCAUCCUAUCACCCACAGUGCCUUCGCCAGACGCACCUCGCCGAUCAACCACCGGAACCGCUAAGGGUGGAUCCAUCGUCGACCUCGCUUCCGCUUUCGCUCACGGUGGAUCCGCCGGUUUCGCUGCGGCCAAGGACACUGCUAAGCCAGGCUACGUGCUCACCAGCGGCAAAGUCGCUUCGCUGCUCAUGACCCGCUUCGCCAGUCCGAAGCUUCCUGACGCGCUCGCAGCCGCCGACGGCUCGAUUCAGACCAACAUUCGAGCCCUAACCCGUAGUCUAGCGCGUCAGGCCGCUGGAAUGGAGACCAAAUCCAUCAACUCCCCCUCAACAGAAGCACAGGGCGAAGUCAGCACCUCGCUCUACCAGCAGCCUUUCCUGAUGCUCUUGCCCGCCGCCGCUCCGAGUCCCGAAAGCAACGGGCAGGCAGUUCGAGACGUAUUGGCUUCGUGGGCGAGUCACAACAACCUCGAUGGUAGCGACAGUGUGGUCGAGGUAAGAGACAUGCACCGAUGGGAACUGGGCGAAACAGCAGCUCCGCAAGAAUCGACGGGUGAGGGGUUCGCCGAGGAAGUGCGAAAGGCUGCCGGCCUCGCUUGA
This is a messenger RNA of Kalmanozyma brasiliensis GHG001, 1311 nucleotides long. Its product is annotated as Translation elongation factor EFTs/EF1B, dimerization. Lineage: Eukaryota; Fungi; Basidiomycota; Ustilaginomycetes; Ustilaginales. The record is from RefSeq and is a predicted model, not a curated record. Gene Ontology annotation, cellular component: mitochondrial matrix. Gene Ontology annotation, biological process: mitochondrial translational elongation. The transcript has a single exon. Gene Ontology annotation, molecular function: translation elongation factor activity. Bases 1 to 1311 code for a protein of 436 amino acids.